Messenger RNA from Argentina anserina (silverweed cinquefoil), 2214 nucleotides. RefSeq names its product receptor-like protein 6. Bases 1 to 2214 code for a protein of 737 amino acids. The transcript has a single exon. The record is from RefSeq and is a predicted model, not a curated record. Gene Ontology annotation, molecular function: protein binding. NCBI's taxonomy places the organism in Eukaryota, Viridiplantae, Streptophyta, Magnoliopsida, Rosales, Rosaceae.
AUGUGUAAUUCUGAUGAGAGUUCUGCUUUACUUCAGUUCAAGAACUCAUUUUUAGUUAAUCUCUCUCUAGAUGGUUUUCUUUCCAGUUCGUUUUCUCCUAAUAACACGGAGUCCUGGGCAAAAGAUGAAGACUGUUGCACAUGGAGUGGUGUCACAUGCGAAAGGGUCACUGGUCACGUGAGCGGACUCGACCUUAGUUUUGGCGGGCUUCAGGGGAUACUUCACCCCAACAGCAGCUUAUUCUCUCUUGGCCAUCUCAAGAUGCUAGACCUAUCUUUCAAUGAUUUCAUGGGUUCUUCCAUUUCUUCCAUGUUUGGUGGAUUUGUAAGUAUGACACACCUUCAUCUCGCCGAUUCCAACUUCACAGGUCAAAUCCCUCCUGAAAUCUCCCACCUUUCCAAAUUGGUUUCACUUAAGCUCUCUUCUGGAUUACUUUCUUUUGAUCCCUAUGAAAGAACAACAAUAGACACGCUUAGCAUGAGAAGAAUUGCUCAGAACCUCACUAGCCUUAGAGUGCUUUCUCUCUAUAUUGUUGACAUGUCUUUAGUUGAAUCCGACUCCUUCCUGAAUUUCUCUUCUUCUUUGACCUCACUUUCACUCUCCAAUUGUAACCUGCGCGGGAAGUUCCCAUUGACUAUAUUCCACCUACCCAAUCUUGAAGAACUUGACUUAAGUGGAAACAAUAAUCUCACAGGUUAUACCCCCAAAUCAAAUUGGAGUAGUCCCCUGAAUGACUUGAGGCUCUCGGAAACCAAAAUUUCGAUAGAUCUGCUAUUCUUGACAAGCAGUUUGAAAUCUUUGAGGGUUUUGUUUCUUCAGCAGUGCAGUUUCUCACGACCACAUCUUGAAUUAUCUGGUAAUCUCACACAACUCAUGUCUUUGAUUCUAUCUGGUAAUAGUUUUGGUGGCCAGAUACCAUGGUCGCUUUUAAACUCUGAGCAACUUAUUUCCUUGGAUCUUUCAAGCAACAUGUUUGUGGGUGAACUUCCAGAAAUUCAUAGUAAUUUUUCAAAAGCAUCUUCAUAUGUACCUCAUCCUUCCAAGGAACAACUUGUUGGUUCUAUUCCUAUGGGUUUGACCAUACUCGGUUUAUCAUACAACCUGCUUGGCGGAAUAAUACCAUCUUGGGUAUAUUCUUUGCCAUCUUUGGAUUCUUUGACCCUCAGCCACAACGAAUUCAUUGGUAAUAUCCAUGAUUUCCAGUCUCCUUCCUGGAGGAAUCUUGAUUUAAGUAAUAACAAGCUCCAUGGCUUGAUUCCUAGUUCAAUCUAUGGACUUGUGCAACUUAGCAACCUUGAUAUCUCCUCAAACAACUUGAGUGGAGUUGUGAAGUUUGAAAAGUUUAAAACUCUCCAAAGUCUCACCUAUCUUGAUCUUUCCUAUAAUCAUCUAAUGGUGAGUUUUCAGAAUUUCAGUAAUUAUGCAUUGCCUAAUCUUUCAACCCUGCACAUGUCAUCCUGCAAUAUAACUCAGUUUCCGUACUUCCUGAUAAACUCAACCCAGUUGACAUCGCUGGAUCUUUCCAACAAUCAAAUUCAAGGCAACUUUCCAGCUUGGGUGUUGGAAGUGGGGAGAAAUUCAAUUUCAUAUGUUAAUCUUUCUCACAAUUUCUUGACGGGCAGUAUAGAACAAUUUUUGUGGAAGAACAUACAGUUUCUUGAUCUUCGUUCCAAUUUGUUUAGAGGAAAACUUCCUAUUCCAUCACCUUCAACAUACUUCUUUUCCAUGUCAAACAAUCAGUUGACUGGACGAUUGCCAUCUACCAUUUGCAACCUGACUUCUGUUAAAGUAAUUGAUUUAUCAAACAAUAGUUUGAGUGGCAGGAUUCCUGAAUGUAUAGGGAAUUUGAGUCCAAAACUCUCUGUUUUGGAUUUGCAUAUGAAUCAGUUUCGUGGGAAGAUCCCUUCAACAUUCCCAAAGGAUAAUUUCUUGAGGAAUCUUAACCUUCAUGGGAAUCAGAUGGAAGGAACACUGCCGCAGUCUCUACUCAAUUGCAAAAUGCUGGAAGUUCUAGACCUGGGAGACAACAACAUAAACGAUACUUUCCCAAAAUGGUUGGAGUCUCUUCCGGAGUUGCAGGUUCUCAUCUUGAGAUCUAACAGACUGUAUGGUCCAAUUGGAAAUCCAGAGACCAAAUUUCCCUUCCAGAAACUGCGGAUCAUCGACCUCUCCUCCAAUCAGUUUGGUGGCCCUUUGCCAGCGAAGUACUUUUAG